Molecule: messenger RNA, 936 nt
Organism: Rhinolophus ferrumequinum (greater horseshoe bat)
Lineage: Eukaryota; Metazoa; Chordata; Mammalia; Chiroptera; Rhinolophidae
Product: olfactory receptor 5H2-like
Exons: 1
Coding region: 1-936 (311 amino acids)
Biological process (GO): G protein-coupled receptor signaling pathway; sensory perception of smell
Cellular component (GO): membrane
Molecular function (GO): olfactory receptor activity; odorant binding; G protein-coupled receptor activity
Source: RefSeq, a predicted model, not a curated record
AUGGGUACUGAAAAUGGAACACUGCUGACAGAGUUUAUUCUCACAGGACUUACAUAUCAACCAGAAUGGCAAAUCUCUCUGUUUUUGGUAUUUUUGGUGAUAUACCUCAUCACCAUUGUGGGAAACUUUGGUCUAAUAGCUCUCAUCUGCAAUGACCCUAAACUUCACAUUCCAAUGUACUUACUUCUUGGGUGUUUAGCCUUUGUGGAUGCUUGGAUAUCAUGCACAGUCACCCCCAAGAUGCUGGUGAACUUCCUAGCUAAGAGUAAGAUGAUAUCUCUUUCUGAAUGCAUGACACAAUUGUUUUCCUUUGCAUUCAGUGCAACCACAGAAUGUUUUCUGCUGGCAACAAUGGCAUAUGAUCGCUAUGUAGCUAUAUGCAAACCAUUAUUUUAUCCAGUGAUUAUGACCAAUAGACUAUGCAUCCAGCUGGUACUCUCAUCAUUUGUAGGUGGUUUUCUUCAUGCCUUAAUUCACAUAGGAUUUUUAUUCAGAUUAACCUUCUGUAAUUCUAAUAUAAUACAUCACUUUUACUGUGACAUCCUGCCAUUGUUUAAGAUUUCCUGUACUGACCCUUCAAUUAAUGUUCUGAUGGUUUUUAUUUUCUCUGGAUCAAUACAGGUGUUCACAAUUGUGACUGUUCUUGUCUUUGUCUCUUAUGCACUUGUUAUCUUUACAAUCUUAAAAAAGAAAUCUCUACAGGGCAUAAGGAAAGCCUUCUCCACCUGUGGAGCCCAUCUCUUAUCUGUGUCUUUAUACUAUGGCUCUCUUCUCUUCAUGUACGUGCGUCCUGGAUCUGCACAAGCAGAUGACCAAGCUAUGAUGGAUUCUCUCUUUUAUGCUGUCAUCAUUCCUUUGUUAAAUCCAAUAAUCUACAGCCUGAGAAAUAAGAAAGUUACAGAUUCACUGGCAAAAAUGUUGAGGAGAAAUUUUUAG